GUGCUCUGCAAAGCUUGUUUCCCCUGGCGGGAAGGUGUGUCCGGCGUGGGUGAAGCAUGGCUGCGGUGCCCCCCGAUACGUGGCAGCCGCCCACUGUUUCUUUGGAGACUACAAUGGGCAUUAUUAUUGUGGAGCUAUACUGGAAACAUGCACCAAAAACUUGUAAAAAUUUUGCUGAGCUGGCCAGACGAGGUUACUACAAUGGCACAAAGUUUCAUCGGAUAAUCAAGGACUUCAUGAUUCAGGGCGGUGAUCCAACAGGAACUGGAAGAGGAGGAGCAUCCAUUUAUGGCAAGCAAUUUGAAGAUGAACUCCAUCCAGAACUAAAGUUUACAGGAGCAGGAAUUCUUGCUAUGGCAAAUGCAGGCCCUGAUACCAACGGAAGCCAAUUCUUUAUCACGUUAGCACCAACUCAAUGGCUUGAUGGGAAGCACACUAUAUUUGGACGUAUUUGCCAAGGAAUUGGCAUAGUCAACAGAGUGGGCAUGGUGGAAACCAAUGCACAAGAUCGUCCAGUGGAUGAUGUCAAGCUCGUGAAGGUUUUCCCAUCAGGCUAAACGAGAUUUGAAAAUUUUGUGUUGAAUUGAAUGGUAUUCCAUUGUGUUUGGUCUCUUAAGGUGAUAAUUGUUUUGUUCUGAAAGAUACUUGCUAGUUUUUUAGGUGCAGGAUACUCCUCUAUUAAAAUGUCUUCUAAAAUUAUUGUUAACAUUCCUUCAAAAAUGUAAAGCUAAAUUUAUCAAGAAAUGAUUUGGCCCAUUUGAACAGGGCCUGUACCACCAAAUUACAGUCCUGUUGUUUUCUAAGCUUUAUUCUCCCUCCCCCCCCCCAGCUUCCACUUGGGGUGCAGCAAGCCAUCUGUAUUGUAAACAAACCAUCUUAAGUGCACCAGAAAAUGAUGAUUCUUUAGGAAAACCUUACUCCCUUUUCAGCACCUAGCAAUUGUAUGCAGCUCCCUGAAUAUGCUCUCAAUUCCUCAAGAGCUCCACUGUUGAUGUCUACUAUCAUUUCUGCAGAAAACUUUUAUUUAGAGGCUUCACAUAGUGAAUCUUUUGCAUGGGCCUGUUCAUCCAGGAAUUCUGUUCAGCAUGGAAGAAUCCUGGCUCGGGGGUGAGAUUGAUGGAUGUGGCCCUCCCAUAUCCAGUCAGUUGCCAGGAGAGAAAGCAGAUACAUUCACUUUACAUUCCAAAAGAAGGUGAUUUUUUUUUUCAGGCUAGGAAGAUCAAAGUAAUCCAUGGAGCUCAGUUCCUCCCUGGAGUUGGAUUAGCCCAUGUCAGCACACAGUUUCUGUGGCACCCUGAUGCCUUCAAAGGCAGAAGGCUCUGGGUUACAUCUGCCUGUGUUUCUUUAAUGAGAGCUUGGGAGUACAAUUUAGCAUUUUAUGAUCUGCACAUAAAUUAACUCUGUUCAAGGGCAGCAACAUGAACUUAGGGUAGGACAAAAGGAUGCAAACAGCCCCAUCGAUAUAACUUCCAUGAUUCCAGCUGCUCUGGCAUCAUGAGUAGGGCGCAUUCCUUUGGCUGCUAGCAACCCCUGUUCUGGAGCCUAUGGCUUCCGACUUAAUUGGCAUUGUCAGAGCUGCUUUUGAACAUAACCUUGUUUUCAGGCAUUGGGUUUCUUUGGCCCAGUUCUAGGUGGCUAGAUGCAGUUGUAUGCCCUUGAUCUUGGCACGUGAGCAAUUUUCCCACAGUAGACAACAUCAAUCAACUUCAAGAGCCAGAGUCGCUAUGUGAUUGGAAUAGUAGUGUAAUGAGGGAUAUAGCUUACUUAGUUUUCUGAGAAAAUGGGCAUAACAGAACACUUAACCCAUGGCUGUUGCGGCUGUUCGGGGCACAAAGAGUCUGCUAGUGAGGGGGUGGGACUUUGUCUAUGAAAGCCCCAUAAUAUAUGCAAGAAUGCCAUGCUAACCACUAGCACAUGUUUGGAAACUGAGUUGCUGUUGUUCAGUUACAUGGCCCCUCCCAAAAUGAUUUCAGCAGAUCACAUAACCAUUAUAUACCCAUGUUCAAAACACAGAAGGCUGUAAAUGGUCAUUUUUUUCCUAUUAAUCAGAUUCCCAGGAAUCAGAUUCACAUCAUUGGCAAUAAUUUAUUACAUGGUUAAAAGGCUUGAAAAAUACCAUAAAAUUGUUUCUCAAAAAGGCAAUAUUUCAUGCCUUCGUGGAAAAGUCCAGUGGUUAUGUUGCAUCAUUGAUCUGGGAAGCAGACUUUCAUGAGCAAUAGUAAUGAACUGAUUUAUACUGGCAUCAAUGCAUCUCUUCAUCUAAACAAGGUAUGCCUUGUUUAAAUGUUUUGUGUCCUACACAAUAAAUUUGAUCCCUGCCUCUGGUAACUCAAGUGUUAUUUGAAUGCAUUUUUAUAACCAAAUAAAAUAUUUUGUAAGUAUUUAUACUGUACAUCCAUCUCAGUUCUGUUUUUUUAUUAUCAUUAUUUUAAAAUGCAAUUGUUAAUCUAUAUUUGAGUGGGGAUUUGAACCCUGGUCUCCCAGGUCCUAGCCCAACUCUAACCACUACACCACACAGGCUCUCUGUAGCACCCCCUUUCCUGGAGGUUUCAUGCUCUCCUGCUCCCCAUGUACCUUGGUUACAUUUUCUAGAAUUCUACUUCCUCUCCUCUCUGCAUGUAUAUAAUAAAUGCUAAUUAUUAGUAAUUGGUGGGACAUUAUGUAUAAUCUCUGCAGCUUCCUUCUCAAUCAUCUCCAGUAUUCUUCUGAAGAUUAUGAGAAUCUUCUUAUGGCUUCUGCCUGAGAAGGCUAAACAUUUCGCGAUGCUGGUUGAACUUUCCCCACCUGCCAGCAACAUGAGCUUGGUGGCUCAUGAACCUCACUGUCAGAUUAAGCAGACCAGUUGGCACAAUUUCAGGCAAGCCAGCUUGGGUGCUCUGCGCUCUUUUUAGCCUUUCUGAUUUACAGUUUCCAAGUCAGUAUCAGAGUUAGGCUGUAUUAAUUACAGGUAGGUAGCCGUGUUGGUCUGAGUCGAAGCAAAAUAAAAAAAUUCCUUCAGUAGCACCUUAAAGAC
This is a messenger RNA of Zootoca vivipara (common lizard), 3013 nucleotides long. RefSeq names its product peptidylprolyl isomerase like 1 (gene PPIL1). Lineage: Eukaryota; Metazoa; Chordata; Lepidosauria; Squamata; Lacertidae. Gene Ontology annotation, molecular function: peptidyl-prolyl cis-trans isomerase activity. Gene Ontology annotation, cellular component: catalytic step 2 spliceosome. The record is from RefSeq and is a predicted model, not a curated record. Gene Ontology annotation, biological process: protein folding; protein peptidyl-prolyl isomerization.